CAGUGGUUUAUCCAAAAACACAUAUUCGACAUAGAAAUUCACAAAAUACGUAUGUCACAAGAAAGAUGAGUAUGUUCACAGUUCAUUGAUUGUUUUCGAGUUAAUGUCAGUCAUCGGAGUCGCGGGUGCCGGAUGCCGGGCCAGCACCAAACAAUCGGCAAAUUGGCAGUUCACAAAAAAAACUGACGAGUAUCAAGGUCGAUAAAUAAGAGGAUCGGUCAGUUCACAACAAAACUUAUGUAAGACCGCUCGUGUCAUGAUGGUCCGCGGCACGCGUCUGAUCGCACUCGCAUUGUCGUUGCUAUCCUGCCGAGCGCAGCCGGACGGACUACUGCCAGCGCUAGCAGACACGACACGACAAAUAACAGGCGCGGUUGUGUCGCAGCCAUUGUUCCAGAUAGUAGCACAGGGCGCUGGCGAACUGUUCGCCAGAACGGUGUAUGACGUCACCAGAAUCCCUGUGGCCAUCGCUCGGGCACUCGGCGUCCAAGGAGAUAUUCCAGUCCUCAUAAACGAAAGCAACUUAGCCGGUCAGACUGACAAAAUCCUCGCAGAAUUUCAAGCCGGUUUGGGGAACGAAGACGCUACGCUCAGUAUCGAUAAACUUAUCACCAAAUAUGGAUACCCAGUUGAAAAACACGAAACAGUGACUGAAGACGGGUACGCGUUGAAUAUGUUCAGGAUCCCCGGGAGAGGACCUGUCGUGUUUCUUAUGCAUGGGUUGCUGGGCAGCGCUGAUGACUUCGUGAUCGCCGGCCCAGAGAGCAGCCUCGCGUAUCUCUUGGCGGAAGAAGGCUACGACGUGUGGAUGGGGAACGCUCGAGGGAACAAGCAUUCCCGCCGCCAUAUUCAGUUAGAUCCAUCCGAGGCAGUUUUCUGGGACUUCUCAUGGCACGAGAUAGGUUACUACGACCUCCCGGCUAUGAUAGAUUACACGUUGAAUACCACGAGUCAGAAAUCCUUAAAAUACAUCGGCCACUCACAAGGUACGACCAGCUUCUUUGUAAUGGCUUCGGAGAGGCCAGAUUAUAAUGAUAAGAUAGCGUUAAUGAUUGCUCUUUCUCCUGGGGCUUAUUUAUCUCAUGCCCUUUCGCCAUUCGUGCGUCUGGCGGCUCCCGCGAGUGGAUUCCUCGGCGUGGUCGUACAAAGCUUUGGAUUGCAUGAAAUUCUUCCGGAUAGUGCUCUGAUAAGAAUCCUGAAGACGGUUUUAUGCGGCACCGGGCCUAUUGCAGAGAUUAUAUGUUACAACCAGCUGUUGCUAGGCACCGGGUUUGGCUUUGCCGAGUUGAAUGUAUCGAAUAUACCAGUGAUAAAUGGUCACACUCCGUCCGGAGCGGCUUUGAAGCAAGUGCUUCACUAUGGGCAGAAUUUCAACUCUGGCGAUUUCAAGCGGUACGAUUAUGGUGCGACAAAAAAUCUUAGAGUGUAUGGUAGUGAAGUGCCUCCAAGUUACCCUUUAGAGAGCAUACGAGCACCUGUUUCUUUAUUCUACAGCGACCACGAUUGGAUGGCCCACCCCGUGGACGUGGACGCAUUGUACCAGAGACUGGGGAACGCCAUAGAUAUUUACAAGAUACCGCAUCCCCAAUUCAACCAUUUGGAUUUCAUUUGGGCCAAACAUUUUCGAACGUUAAUAUUCGACAGAGUUCGAAAAUUAUUAGCUGCAUUUUGAUUAUAACUAAAGUAAAUUAAAGUAGGUACCAACACAAUAUUAUUAUUAUACUCAUGUUGUUAUUACCCUAUUAAUU
Molecule: messenger RNA, 1748 nt
Organism: Amyelois transitella
Lineage: Eukaryota; Metazoa; Arthropoda; Insecta; Lepidoptera; Pyralidae
Product: lipase 3
Exons: 1
Coding region: 257-1672 (471 amino acids)
Biological process (GO): lipid metabolic process
Source: RefSeq, a predicted model, not a curated record